GCGAACAACUAUGUAACUGUGGCGAUAUAUGCAUGGAUCAGGAAUGUUUUGCCGAAUUGGUGAACUAUAAUUGAAACCUGAAAAAUACAUAUGGUUAAUUAGUAGAGAGAUACUAAGCAUCAAUAUUAUUAUUGGUAUGUACCCAGCAAACUAAUCACCAGAAAAAAGUUCAUCAUCAUCUACAGGGAAUCAUAAAGGAAAUAAGGUGAUCAUGGUGGUGGCGGUUUUGUUCGUCGUGUCGCUCGGGGUUCAAGCGGCGUCGGCCGAAGUAAGCUAUCUUUGCAACGGCGAAUCGUUCGAAGACGGCGAUCCGCGGAGUCUUUGUGUUUAUUUUCUGAUGCGGGUGUUGAUCGGGGAGGCGACUCCGGUGAGAGUUGGGCGUUGGUACAAAGAGCAGGAUUGCGUCGACGGAUCGUCGGUGUACGGUUUCCAGUGGGCAGAUCAGGGCAAGACUGGGUGCCUUUACGAGGCCAGGGAUGCCCUCCAGAACACUCAGUGCCAACACCGCGUAGGAGGUCAGGCAUGGGGCGACGGCUGUUACAUGAGGUUUGAGACUUACCCGUUCGAUCGGCGCUCCUAGCUAAUAUAGUCGGACUGUCAAGCAACUAGCUAGUAAAUAGUAAUUGAAUAAUGCAAUCAGGAUCUU
Linum trigynum is the source of this 646-nucleotide messenger RNA. Lineage: Eukaryota; Viridiplantae; Streptophyta; Magnoliopsida; Malpighiales; Linaceae. The record is from the annotation of a GenBank genome assembly.